CGCAUAUCUUCUGAUUGCUGUAGGCAGUUCGAGUUUACUUGAACGUUAUACAAAUUGGAUUCUGAACCUUUCUACACGAAUUUAAGCAGAUGUCCCGCUGUUUGUUAUCUGUAAUUCCUGAAGAUUUGUGUCGAAUUAGAUCGUUCUACACGAUAUCAUGUUGUUUCUUGAGCUCAACAGCACCUAUAACAUCCAAGAAAAUGUUUUCCAAACCCGACCGACCGAAUAUUGUUCUUGUGGAUGCGGUACGUACGCCAUUUCUACAAUCACGGACAAUGUUCAAGGACAUGAUGGCUAUGGAUUUGCAGCGAGCUGCACUUUUAGCAUUAGUGGAUCGGACGAAAGUGAAUAUGCAGGAAGUUGGGCACAUUGUUUGUGGUACUGUGAUACAGGAAUGUAAAACGAGUAAUGUGGCACGGGAAGCUGCAUUAACGGCUGGAUUUUCUAAAAAGAUACCAGCUCAUACGGUUACACUGGCUUGCAUUUCGUCAAAUGUUGCAAUAACUGAUGUCAUGAAUAUGCUCGCUACAGGUUACUGUAAUGCAGGUAUAGCUGGUGGUGUUGAAUUACUUUCUGAUGUCCCAAUUCGAUAUAAUCGGAAAGCACGCUCAGCAAUGCUUUCUCUAGGUAAAGCAAAGAAGCUUUCUGACAAGUUGACAACAAUAAGAAAAAUAGCAGUAAAUUUCUUCUCACCAGAAUUACCAGCUGUUGCUGAAUUUACAACUGGUGAAACAAUGGGACAUAGCAGUGAUCGACUGGCGGCCUCAUUUGGUGUAUCUAGACGUGAACAAGAUGAAUUUACCAUUCGUUCACAUAUGCUUGCUGAUCGUGCCUCAAAAGAGAACCUUCUCUCUGACGUUAUACCGAUUUUUGUACCCGGUAACAAGCCAUUGAUUGUUCGAAAAGAUAAUGGUAUCCGUGUUUCGUCAAUGGAAAAAUUAUCACAGCUGAAGCCAGCUUUUGUAAAAUCUCAUGGAACAGUUACUGCUGGCAAUUCUUCAUUCCUGACAGAUGGUGCAUCUGCUUCACUAAUAAUGACGGAAGAUUACGCGUUAAAGGAAGGUUACAAACCAAAGGUCUACUUGAGGGAUUAUCAGUACGUAGCACAAGACCCAACCGACCAACUUCUUCUCUCACCUGCCUAUGCGAUUCCGAAGCUGAUGGAUAAGGUUGGACUAACAUUAAAAGAUAUCGAUGUUUUCGAAAUCCAUGAAGCUUUUGCUGCACAAAUUCUAGCCAAUUUGAAUGCCAUGGAUUCGGAUUAUUUUUGUAAGGAAAUGUUGAAACGACCAACAAAAUGUGGACGUAUACCGGAAGAGAAGUUGAAUACAUGGGGUGGUAGUCUUUCACUUGGACACCCAUUUGGUGCAACAGGCAUACGAUUAGUAUCUCAUGCAGCAAAUCGAUUGCAACAUGAACAAAAACAUUUGGGAAUUGUAGCUGCAUGCGCCGCUGGUGGACAUGGAGUCGCUAUGCUCAUUGAAAAUUAUCCAAAAUAGACAUAAUUUGUUACUUUAUUAGUAACAAAUUAUCUCCCGUAAUUUUAUAUGUCAAAAAAAAAAAGAAAAGAAACGAAUACAAUGUGAAUAACUUGCGCACAACAGUUCCAAUAAAUUCAUUGGUAUUUUCUCUAGCGGUUUGCCUAUCUCUUCUACUGUAAUCUUUUAAUUUGCAUACGGCAUGUCUUUCAGCAUCGUACACGCAUUAUUAUUCGUAGGCUUCCUAUACUUGAAUUCUUGAAUUUUUUUUGUUGGAGAUUUUUCGUCGUGAAAUAUUGACUUAUGUCAAAUUUUCCAUAAACUAAUGUAAAUUUCACUGUGCGCUAACUAUUAAGUGUUCGAUUGGAAAACUAACUAUUACAACUGGAACCUUGUAUUGAGCAGUGAUGGUCUUAGCUAGGGCUGCGAUCAAGCUGAUCACCUCUAAAGCGCCAAAGUAACGUAAGCUAUGGACCUUUAUCUCAAAUCUGA
Molecule: messenger RNA, 1970 nt
Organism: Loa loa (African eye worm)
Lineage: Eukaryota; Metazoa; Nematoda; Chromadorea; Rhabditida; Onchocercidae
Product: long-chain 3-ketoacyl-CoA thiolase
Exons: 10
Coding region: 90-1499 (469 amino acids)
Biological process (GO): fatty acid beta-oxidation
Molecular function (GO): acyltransferase activity, transferring groups other than amino-acyl groups
Source: RefSeq, a predicted model, not a curated record